AUGUCAACUGGAGAUUUCCAAAAGGGCCACAAGAGGAAAAAUAGUCAUUUAUUCAUGGAUCAAGUAACUUCAGGAGCAUCAGUAAAUUUAUAUGAUAUUGAGCUUGCUAACAUUGAUGGAAAUUCUAGCUCAAGCGUGGCUAAUCCUGCCAGUCUCUCAUAUAUGAAUUCAAAGACAGUUUCAACCGCGAAUAUACCUAAAAUAGCCAGUGACUUGGAAAUUCAAUCAAUCGGCGAUUCUUCUGCUCUAAAUAUAUGGGAAAUGAGAUAUUGGAACGAAAAGUUUGCCCAUGACAAAAAACCAUUUGUUUUUACUCUCUUAUUUGGUAUUCUAUUAAUUAUAAUUUUUAUUACCUAUCCUCAUACUUCUGAUAAUAAUAGUACGUUGAAUUCAAGUUCAAAAUCACAUAUUAAUUAUUCAAAUAAAGGUCAUUUUACUAUUGAAAAUAUAUUAAAUGGUGAGUUCAAUAUUGAACAAUCUACAUUUAAUUUUAUUACACCUCCAGAGACUUUAACUCGAUAUGAUAAAGAUCCAGGUCUAUAUUUCACUACAGAAAGGAAUAUAGGUGAAAGUACAAUUAGAUUUGUUGCUAAACAACUUUAUUCACCUACAUUUAAGAAAGAUUUAGGGAUAAAUAAAUUCAAUUAUGAUGGUGUAGAAUACGAGGUGGAUAUAAUAAAAGUUAGUUACAAGUUAGAUAAAGUUAUUUUAGGAACCAAUAUUAGACAACGAUUCAGAUAUUCUUCAUAUGGGCAAUAUUGGAUACGAGAUGUUGAAAGCGGUCAAAUAACUCCAUUAGUACCUUGGAAAGAUUAUAGUGAUCCAAUUGAGCUUUCAUAUGCAGACUUUUCACCUCAUUAUAAUUUUAUUUAUUUCAAUUAUAAAAAUAAUAUUUAUUUGCAACCAUUAUACAACAAUCUAAGAGGAACUGUGCAGAUCACUUUUGAUACAAGUGAAAAUAUUUUAAAUGGUAUUCCUGAUUGGGUUUAUGAGGAAGAAGUAUUAGCAAAUGACAAGGCUAUUUGGUGGUCACCAGAUGAUUCAGCAUUUGUGUUUGCCCAGUUUAAUGAUACCAAUGUUCCAUUAUAUACAUUUCCACUUUAUACAACAAAUGAACAAUAUUCCCCAUUCAAUGAAAUAAAAUAUCCUAAACCUGGUAGUUCAAAUCCAUCAUUAGUUUUAUUAAUGUUUAAUAUGAAAACAGGUGUUAUUAGUAGGAUUCCAACAUUGAAUGUUGAUAAAGACUUCAUUCUUUACGAUGUGCAAUGGAUUGAUAAUCGUAAUUUUAUAUUUAAGAUCACUGAUAGAUGCUCUAAAAAGCUUAGAGUCGUACAUCAUAAUGCUGCAAAAGAAGAGACCACGUUAGUUAGAUCUAUGGAUGCUUCCAAAUUCAAUGGGUGGAUUGAUAAAGCCAAGAAAGUUGUUCCGGUAUUACCAGAUAAACAAAAAAAUAGAGUUGACUCCGGUUAUUUGGAUAUUCAUGAGGAUUUCAAUGGAUUUAAUCAUAUAUUUUAUUAUCCUACUAUUACUACUUCAGUAGGUAUUCAAUUAACAUUUGGUAAUUGGGAAGUUACUAAUUCAGGUGCUGUCUGGAUUAAUUAUGAAGAUAAUAUUGUGUACUUCACCGCAAAUAAGAUUGGAACUAUGGGUCAGCAUCUGUAUGCAGUUCAUUUAAGCAAAACUGACAUAAAUGAUAAAAGCGUAAUAACUUUACAAAACCCACAUAAUGCAGAUAUGUAUUAUGAUUUUGAAUUUAGCUCUAGUACAAGGUAUACACUUAUGAGAAGAUUAGGUCCUCAUUUUCCAAAAGCUUGGGCAGGAAGUACAAAUAAUAUAAUUUCUAUGGGAGAGGAAGAACUAGUAAGUAGUGAUUUGGUGAUUAAUUUAUUUAAUGUACAAGCUUUAGAAAAAUUAUCAAAGAAAUAUGACUAUCCUAUAACAAGUUAUAAAACAAUGGAAUUAGAUGGUGGGGUAGAAAUUGAUUUUAUUGAGAUUAAGCCAGCUAACAUUGAUUUGAAAAAGAAAUAUCCUUUGUUAGUCAGUGUUUAUGGUAGUCCUGGUUCUACAACGUUUACUAAGAAAGCAUCUCUAUCACUGGAGGAAUCCGUUGUUUCAGGUUUAGAUGCGAUUGUGUUAAAAAUUGAGCCAAGAGGAACCGGUGGUAAAGGUUGGGAGUUUCGAUCAUGGGUGACAGGGAAAUUGGGAUACUGGGAACCACGAGACAUUACAGAAGUUUCAAGGAAAUUUAUUAAGCAUAAUAAAGGUAUUAUUGAUGAAGAUAGCGUAGCAAUUUGGGGUUGGUCAUAUGGAGGUUUCUCAACUUUAAAGACAAUUGAAUUUGAUGAAGGUAAAACAUUUAAAUAUGCUGUUGCUGUUGCGCCUGUAACAAAUUGGAAAUAUUAUGAUUCUAUAUACACAGAAAGGUAUAUGGGUUCAUUUGAAGAUAAUCAAAAAGGUUAUGAACAAACUGCGUUGGUUUCCAAUAUUGAUGCAUUCAAAAAUCUGAAUAAAUUCCUGUUAAUGCAUGGGACUGCAGAUGAUAAUGUUCAUAUUCAAAAUACAUACGACUUAGUGGAUAAACUAAUUUUGCAUGGUGCUAGAAAUUUUGAAAUGGAGAUAUUCCCUGAUUCAGAUCAUACAAUUGCAUUCCACAAUGCACAAAAAGUAAUUUUCGAGAGAUUAUAUUAUUGGUUUCAUGAUGCUUUUAGUGGUAGGUUUCAAAAUAAUAUCUAG
Molecule: messenger RNA, 2733 nt
Organism: Arxiozyma heterogenica
Lineage: Eukaryota; Fungi; Ascomycota; Saccharomycetes; Saccharomycetales; Saccharomycetaceae
Gene: STE13
Product: Ste13p
Exons: 1
Coding region: 1-2733 (910 amino acids)
Biological process (GO): proteolysis
Cellular component (GO): plasma membrane
Molecular function (GO): serine-type peptidase activity; dipeptidyl-peptidase activity
Source: RefSeq, a predicted model, not a curated record